This is a messenger RNA of Aspergillus fijiensis CBS 313.89, 341 nucleotides long. RefSeq lists its product as uncharacterized. NCBI's taxonomy places the organism in Eukaryota, Fungi, Ascomycota, Eurotiomycetes, Eurotiales, Aspergillaceae. Bases 120 to 296 code for a protein of 58 amino acids. The transcript is spliced from 2 exons. The record is from RefSeq and is a predicted model, not a curated record.
UGGGUUUCUUGUUAUGGGCUCAUUGCUACUAUGACCUGUCUAGGGAAAGUACUGUCCAUCCCUUCUUUACAGAAAGACUGUGGUGGCCCAAUGUCUGCGACUAUUGAUCCAGGGGUAGGAUGAGGGAUAUAUCCGAACAGUGGGGCACGGCGAGAUUGCUCCGGCGGUGGUCAGGGUGGCCCGAAGGCCUGUGUCCCAAUGGUGAUGGAGAAUACUUUUUGUGGAAAGGACUGGCACUUUACAACUUUACAGUGAGGGGGAAGCAAUCCCGCACUUGGGCAGGAAAACAAAAAUAGUUCCAGCCACAUAUAGAUGUACUGUACGGAGGACUGUGAUUUGGG